Stegostoma tigrinum is the source of this 1009-nucleotide messenger RNA. It is a transcript of the gene tomm20a, whose product is annotated as translocase of outer mitochondrial membrane 20. Gene Ontology annotation, cellular component: mitochondrial outer membrane translocase complex; mitochondrial outer membrane. The record is from RefSeq and is a predicted model, not a curated record. Gene Ontology annotation, biological process: tRNA import into mitochondrion; protein targeting; protein import into mitochondrial matrix. The transcript has 5 exons. Gene Ontology annotation, molecular function: transmembrane protein transporter activity. Bases 134 to 571 code for a protein of 145 amino acids. NCBI's taxonomy places the organism in Eukaryota, Metazoa, Chordata, Chondrichthyes, Orectolobiformes, Stegostomatidae.
GCAGGUUGGUGACGAAGGGUGGGUCUUUUCCUGGUGGGGCGAAGGAGAGCGGUUGAGGGUCAUGGUGACGAGCGGUAGAGCCUGAGGCCGAGCCCGAGGAAAAGAGAGACCUUCCUGCUCCCCCCGGGGGAACAUGGCCGGGAGGACGAGCGCCAUUGCUGCCGGCCUGUGCGGAGCGCUCUUCAUCGGUUACUGCAUCUACUUCGACCGCAAGCGGCGGAGCGACCCCGACUUCAGGAGCAGGCUCCGGGAACGAAGGAGGAAGCAGAAACUCGCCAGAGAAAAGGCUGGGCUCUCCCGGCUUCCAGACUUGAAAGAUGCGGAAGCUGUGCAGAAGUUUUUCCUGGAAGAGAUCCAACUAGGCGAAGAGUUGUUAGCACAAGGUGACUAUGAGAAGGGGGUGGAGCACCUUACGAAUGCUAUAGCUGUGUGUGGACAACCUCAGCAGCUUCUACAGGUGUUACAGCAGACUCUGCCUCCCCCUGUCUUCCAGAUGCUCCUGACCAAACUGCCAACUAUCAGCCAGAGGAUUGUGACUGCGCAGGCUUUAGUCGAAGAUGAUGUGGAGUGAAGUGAGUUCCCUGUGAUAAUUGGCAGUGGGAGCAGUGACCCUACCUUCCUGCCCCGUCUCUCUCACUCUGUACAUUCAGCACAAAAGUGGACUCAAUUGAUUUUGGGAAGUUUAAAUUCGAGUGUUUUCCUCCUCACCACUAAAAGUUCCUGUUGUGUCACUUUAUUUAUUUCACACCAGUCUGUAUUUUAAUACUAAUUCACUGACUACCAUGUUGCAGGUGUGCUGCUGAAUGUCAUCUGUUUCUCAGUGUAACUGUCAGGGAUGUAGUCCUGUCCAGACACUGAGUAUAUUGUGGUGUGCGCUUGAAGAGUCCACUGUCUGCACACCUGGAACUUCCUUCAGACAGUUCCCCAACCCCCCGAUCCACUGCUGCUUGGUUCAAAUGAAUGAUGUUAUACUUAAGAGAUUUUUAAUAAAUUUAUUCAAUCAAAGACA